This is a messenger RNA of Tripterygium wilfordii, 763 nucleotides long. Its product is annotated as 60S acidic ribosomal protein P2-like. The coding region runs from base 160 to 504 and encodes 114 amino acids. The record is from RefSeq and is a predicted model, not a curated record. Gene Ontology annotation, molecular function: structural constituent of ribosome. Gene Ontology annotation, cellular component: ribosome; cytosolic large ribosomal subunit. Gene Ontology annotation, biological process: cytoplasmic translational elongation. The transcript has 4 exons. Lineage: Eukaryota; Viridiplantae; Streptophyta; Magnoliopsida; Celastrales; Celastraceae.
GUCUGAAUAAGCACAAACCCUACCGCAGUACCGCCUACCUAUAUAGCCUUCCAUCGCAAAACCCGCGGCCCUCUCUCUCCUUAAAAACCCUAGCGAUCUUGCGACCACUUUCGAAAGCAGCCUCCUCUGUUCUCCUUUUUCGUCGCUCCACUACUGAAUAUGAAGGUGAUAGCCGCAUAUUUGCUCGCUCUAUUGGGUGGCAACCCCAACCCAACAGCCAAUGAUUUGAAGACUAUUCUUGGAUCAGUUGGAGCCGAGGCUGAUGAGGACAUGAUUAAGUUGUUGUUGGAUCAAGUCAAGGGAAAAGAUCCAACAGAACUAAUUGCUUCUGGUAGGGAAAAGUUAGCUUCCGUACCUUCUGGUGGCGGUGGUGGUGUUGCUGUUGCAGCAGCUCCUGCUUCUGGAGGUGGUGCUGCGGCUGCUGCUCCAGCUGAAGAAGCGCCUAAGAAAGAAGAGAAGGUUGAAGAGUCCGAUGAUGAUAUGGGUUUCAGCCUUUUUGAUUAAGAGGAUGAUUGCUGGUUCAUAUCUUGUUCGUUUUUGGGUCGCUCUACGAUUAAGGAUUAUGUAGUUGGAUACCUAGAUAUUGGUUUUUUUUUUUUUUUGAACUUUUGGUGGACAAAUUAUGUCUAGUUUUAUAUGAUUUUUAAUCGUAUUAUGUAGUUGAAUGCCUUAAUAUUGAGGUUUUUAACUUUUGGUGGACAAAUUAUGUCAAAAACUCUUAUAUGAUUGUUAAUUUUAGUUGUUUGGGUUCUGAUUUGAUCGA